CGAAGGGGGCCUUAGAUGGAUGCGGAGGGGAAAUGUCAGCAGAGCCGUUUGAGCUGCCUGCUUUAGACCGCUUUUGUGUUGUUAAAAGGAAGAGUGGAUAUUUCGUGUCUGUUUCUGGUGUAUAGAGAAUGGAGACCUCUAAAUCCUCUACAAUGCAGGUCAGCUUUGUGUGUCAGCGAUGCAGCCAGCCUCUGAAGUUGGACACAUCCUUCAAGAUCCUGGAUAAGGUCACCAUGCAAGAGCUGACAGCCCCUCUGGUGACAACAGCAGCAGUAAAGCCAGGUGACAUCCAAGAAGUGGAUUCAAAUAUAGAGGAAACCUUUGCAGAAAACCGAACAGAUGGUGUAUCCCGAAGACUAAUCCCUCCAGCCAGAAUGAUGUCCACAGAAAGUGCAACUAGUUUCACACUCAUAGGAGAAGCAUCCGAUGGAGGCACCAUGGAGAAUCUGAGCAGAAGGCUAAAGGUGACGGGGGAUUUGUUUGACAUUAUGUCAGGGCAGACAGAUGUGGACCAUCCACUUUGUGAGGAAUGCACAGAUACUCUUUUGGACCAGCUGGAUACUCAGUUAAACAUCACUGAGAAUGAGUGUCAAAAUUACAAACGGUGCCUGGAGAUUUUGGAAAGAAUGAAUGAAGAUGACAAAGAGAAACUGGAAGCCAAACUGAAGGAGCUAGCCGAGGAUGAGGAUAGACUUAUUCAGGAGUUAGAGGAGGUGGAACGAAACCGCGAGUUAGUUGCUAAGGACAUCGAGAAAGUACGAGAGGAAGCAGAGAGGCUGGAGCAGGAAGAGGCUCGCUAUCAGAAGGAGUACAGUGAGUUCAAGCGCCAACAGCUGGAGUUAGAUGAUGAUUUAAAGAGUGUGGAGAAUCAGAUGAGAUAUGCUCAGAUCCAGUUGGACAAGCUUAAAAAGACCAAUGUCUUCAAUGCCACUUUUCAUAUCUGGCAUAGCGGGCAGUUUGGCACAAUUAACAACUUUCGUCUCGGCCGUCUGCCUAGUGUGCCAGUGGAAUGGAAUGAGAUUAAUGCAGCCUGGGGCCAGACUGUUCUACUGCUUCAUGCACUAGCCAAUAAGAUGGGGCUGCAGUUCCAGAGGUACCGGUUAAUGCCAUUUGGAAACCAUUCCUAUUUAGAGUCUCUUACAGACAAGUCUAAGGAAUUGCCCCUGUACUGUUCAGGUGGUUUGCGGUUCUUCUGGGACAACAAGUUUGACCAUGCCAUGGUAGCGUUCCUGGACUGUGUGCAGCAGUUUAAGGAGGAGGUCGAGAAAGGGGACACUGGUUUCUGCUUACCUUACAGGAUGGAUGUAGAAAAAGGAAAAAUUGAAGACACGGGAGGAAGUGGAGGUUCCUACUCCAUCAAGACACAGUUCAACUCUGAGGAACAGUGGACCAAGGCCCUAAAAUUUAUGCUGACAAAUCUUAAAUGGGGACUGGCCUGGGUUUCCUCUCAGUUCUACAAUAAAUGACACAUCAUUUGGUUGUUGGCUAAACAUCUGUGUGUGUUGUGUUUGCAGUCACAUGGAGAAGAGUCUGCCAUUCUGAAGGGUAAGCUGAACCCCUUUUAUUGCCAGAGGCUGGCCCUGCUGGCAUUGUAGGGUUAAUGUAGGUUAGUAUAUCACCAUUUUUCCACCAAAGCAAGCCUGUUUUCACAACUGUUUUAAAUCAACUUACAAGUAUCCCUUGUAUCAGUCAUGUUACGUUUAUGGAGGCGUCAGUUGAGGUGGUUUACUUAAAAAAAUAGUAAAGUCAUAAUUCAAGCUUUUCAUUUUGCAUGAAAUUAACUUCAGUUUUCCCUAUUGAAGCAAAUAGGGAGAUUACCUUCCCAACAGUACACUGCACGAGACAAUGGUUGCUGGACUUUUGCAUUUGAAGUAGGGAUGUGCCAAAUCCAGGAUUUCAUUCGAGCAGAAUGUGGGCACUUUUUUGCAGGGUUUGGCUGAAUCCUAGGAGUUCAGCCAAAAUUAAUCCCAACCUUUAUCAUACAACUGUAAAGCUCUGGCCAACUACAUGAACUGAAAACUGAAUCCAAAAAUUGUUGCUUCUGUGGGUCCCCUAAUAUGUUAACCCUAUAAUAUGUGUAAAA
Messenger RNA from Xenopus tropicalis (tropical clawed frog), 2083 nucleotides. It is a transcript of the gene becn1, whose product is annotated as beclin 1, autophagy related. Gene Ontology annotation, cellular component: autophagosome; mitochondrial membrane; endosome membrane. Lineage: Eukaryota; Metazoa; Chordata; Amphibia; Anura; Pipidae. Bases 129 to 1466 code for a protein of 445 amino acids. Gene Ontology annotation, biological process: autophagy. The transcript has 12 exons. The record is from RefSeq and is marked provisional.